Mesocricetus auratus (golden hamster) is the source of this 1141-nucleotide messenger RNA. Lineage: Eukaryota; Metazoa; Chordata; Mammalia; Rodentia; Cricetidae. The record is from the annotation of a RefSeq genome assembly.
AUGACAAACAUUCGAAAAAAACAUCCUCUAAUAAAAAUUAUUAACCACUCAUUCAUUGAUCUUCCAACUCCAUCUAAUAUCUCAUCAUGAUGAAACUUUGGAUCCUUAAUUGGACUUUGCCUAAUUAUUCAAAUCCUUACAGGCCUAUUCCUAGCCAUACACUAUACAUCAGACACUACUACAGCCUUCUCAUCAGUAGCACAUAUUUGUCGAGACGUAAACUAUGGUUGACUAAUUCGCUAUCUUCAUGCUAAUGGAGCUUCAAUAUUCUUUAUUUGCUUAUUUCUUCAUGUCGGUCGGGGUAUCUACUAUGGCUCAUAUACUAUAGUAGAAACUUGAAACGUUGGAAUUGUUUUACUAUUCGCAGUUAUAGCUACAGCAUUCGUAGGCUACGUACUACCAUGAGGCCAAAUAUCAUUUUGAGGAGCUACAGUCAUCACUAAUCUUCUAUCAGCUAUCCCUUACAUCGGCACAACUCUAGUAGAAUGAAUUUGAGGCGGGUUUUCAGUCGAUAAAGCCACACUAACUCGAUUCUUUGCAUUUCAUUUCAUUCUCCCAUUUAUUGUAACAGCACUUGUUCUAGUUCACCUUCUAUUCUUACAUGAAACAGGAUCUAAUAACCCAUCAGGCCUAAACUCAGAUGCAGAUAAAAUCCCAUUUCACCCUUAUUAUACAAUUAAAGACCUCUUAGGUGUAUUCCUACUAUUGAUUGCCCUCAUAACUUUAGUAUUGUUUUUCCCAGAUGUUCUCGGAGACCCAGAUAAUUAUACUCCUGCAAAUCCACUUAAUACUCCAGCACAUAUUAAACCAGAAUGAUAUUUUCUAUUCGCAUACGCUAUCUUACGAUCUAUCCCCAAUAAACUAGGCGGAGUUCUAGCUCUAAUUCUCUCCAUCCUAGUCCUAGCUGCUCUACCCCUUCUUCAUACAUCAAAACAUCGAGCUAUAAUCUUCCGACCUAUCACACAAACUAUAUACUGAAUUCUAGUCGCAGACUUACUUUUACUAACUUGAAUCGGAGGACAACCUGUAGAAUAUCCAUUUAUCAUUAUUGGCCAACUAGCCUCAAUCGCUUAUUUCGCUAUUAUUAUUAUCUUCAUACCAAUUGCAAGCAUAAUCGAAGAUAGCAUUCUAAAAUUCAUUU